This is a messenger RNA of Colletotrichum godetiae, 884 nucleotides long. RefSeq names its product HD domain-containing protein. Bases 159 to 803 code for a protein of 214 amino acids. The record is from RefSeq and is a predicted model, not a curated record. The transcript has a single exon. Lineage: Eukaryota; Fungi; Ascomycota; Sordariomycetes; Glomerellales; Glomerellaceae.
GUCCUCGAGGUAAAGCCCUGUUGAAAAGGUCGGAUUACCAAUCCAUCAGCGAGAAGUCUUGCCGUUGCCAUUGAUAAACGCCAUCGACGAUCCAGUCUUCUCCAGUUCCUUAUACACAAUCUUUCCCAUCUGUGGAGUAUCAAGAUCCCGUUUUCAAUAUGACUCAAACCGCAUCACCAUCCAACGAGGAGCUCGUCUCCGAGGUGACAAAAUACGUAGAGGCCUACAUGGCAAAAUACGACGCCUCCCACGACUUCAACCACAUCAAGCGCGUCGUCUCCCUCGCCCACAGCAUCCAUGCGCAAUCGCCAGCCACCCCAGCCCUGGACAAACACAUCAUCACCCUCUCCGCCCUUCUUCACGACGUCGGCGACCGCAAGUACCUCCAGCCCGGAGAGGACGCAUCCACCCUCGUCUCCACCCUCCUCCGCUCCCUCGGCGCGGCACCCGAACUCGCGGCCCGCGUACAGACCAUCUGCCUCGGCGUCAGCUACUCCAGCGAGAUCAAGGACCCGGCGCUCGUCCGGGCGCUGAUUGCAGAGUACCCGGAGCUCGCCGUCGUGCAGGACGCCGACCGCCUUGACGCCAUUGGUGCCGUGGGUAUCGGGCGGUGCUUCACGUUUGGCGGUGCCAAGGGUGCGCGCAGCAUGGAUGACUCCAUCAUCCACUUUGAGGAGAAGCUGGUGAGGCUGGAGGGGAUGAUGAAGACGAAUGCUGGGAGGGAGAUGGCGCGGGAGCGGACCAAGAGGCUUCUCACCUUUAUGGAGUGGUGGCAGGAUGAGGCCGGUCCUGUCAGCGCCUGAGAGGGCUUCAAUUCUUUAUACGGAUAUGAUAUUUCCCUUCGAUUCAACUCGAUACCCAGCUUUGUUUUGAUAUUACAGUCC